AUGGGGGGAGGAAUCCGCAGAAAAUCCCCUCCGCACCGCUGCCGCCGACAGCCGCUCCCGACUCCGCCGCCCACCGGCCCGAACCCGGCCCCCCGCCGCUCCCCGCGGAGCCCCCGCCCGUCCCCAUGCAGCCGCCGCGCUACGUCGGUGCCGGAGCCCUCGGUGCCGGCGGCUGCGCUCCUGGUACAGCCCGCCCGCCAGCCCGCCGCCCCGGGGGGCGGCCCCGACGGCGCGGCCCGCACUCACCUCCUGCCCGCGGGGACGCGCCGGGGCCGGGGCCGGGCGGGGGCCGCGGAGCCGCCAGGCCCGUCUCAGCCGGGCCGGCGGCGUGGCAGGAAGGACCGGGCGGUCAUCGCGGCCCGGCCGCGGCCGCCUGCAGAGGGCACUGCCGGUCCCGGAGCCGAGCCCCGCCGGCGGCGGGCGCGCUGUCCCCGCGCGGGUACCGACCCGCCUGGGUACACGGAGGGGGGUCUUUGGUGCCGCUGGCACCGUUUAUUGGGGUUACAAAUACCAGGCGCAGCCCGGGCACCCCCGCAAGCCGCGCUCGCCCGGGGCGGGCCGCGCUGCCACGGCGGCUGGAGGGGCCCGGGGACCCGCCGGCCCGGGGACCUGCCGCGGGAGACCCUGCACCGGCGCCAGCGCCCGUCUGAGGCCGGCCACGAGCUCAGCUCCCGCUCGACACCUCUGGUGCUCGCCUGCCCCAGCACCCGCCCCAGCACCCGCCCCACACCCAUCCAGCUGUGCUCACCUGCCUCACACUCACUCCAGCUGUGCUCACCUGCCUCACCCAUCCAGCUGUUCUCACCUGCCCCAGCACCUGCCCCUCACUUGUCCAGCUGUUCUAACCUGCCCCACACUCCAGCUGUGCUCAUCUGCCCCAUAUUCCAGCUGUGCUCACUGGCUCCACAUCCCCAGCUGUGCCAGCUCACUCCAGUUCCCCCCAUGCCUGCCAUGACCCCAAGGCCCACAGCCCCCCUCCCCGCCCCCACUCUGGGGCUCUGA
Messenger RNA from Aquila chrysaetos chrysaetos, 1002 nucleotides. Its product is annotated as basic proline-rich protein. Bases 1 to 1002 code for a protein of 333 amino acids. The transcript is spliced from 2 exons. The record is from RefSeq and is a predicted model, not a curated record. Lineage: Eukaryota; Metazoa; Chordata; Aves; Accipitriformes; Accipitridae.